AAAACUGUAAAACAAAAAUUGAAGAGUAUUUCGAAAAUUGUCAAUUAUAUCAAGUGUCAGAAAACAUUUUUAAAAAAUUCAGUUAAUGGAUCAAAUUAAAAACAAACAAAUUUCUGUUCCAUAAAUUCCAUCAGAAGCUCAAAUCGCCACACACAACAAAAAAAACACCGGCUUACAUAUAAUCGAAAGAAUUAAUCGCCAAAAACAAUAUGAUUGCGGCGCUUUGAUUUCGAAAGCUUUAUGUGCCUGCAUCCCUGUUUCGCUAAAUUGUUUCACGGAUUUGGAAUAUUCGAAGUCAAAUUUUGUCGCGUUAAACCAAAACAAGCCUCACUUGAAAAUCAUCAACAGUCAACAACGAAGUCAGACGCCACAAAUCCUCACAUACAUAUGCACAAAAUGGGAAAACGACAGCGUAGUCUCUUUCGCGGCUCUUUCAUGCAAAAACUCAUGUACAAGCAACACAAGGCAGCGCUCAGUAAAAUUUCCAGCGCCGUCGAUAUUGGUCCACCUCAUAUCAAAAAGGAUGUCUACCUAAAUAUAAGAGGCAUGCGUAACGACAAGUACGCUUUGCGGCGUAUCAUUAAAGAAAAUAUAGAGCUGCUGGAGAGACUCAAUCAAAUACGACGUACGCACGGCUUGAGCAAUAGCUACAACACGCACAAGCGUAUUUCACAGACCAAGCUGCAUCAUUUCUUGCGUCGCAUUGAUGACAUUGAAACGGAGAAUCAGUUUCUGGGCUGCCGCCUCUUGAAUGUCAAGCCGAUGCUAUCGAAGUCUGGCAUACCAGUUUCGGCACGCAGCAGCAGCCGCUUGAAGUUUGAGCGAUCGCAUGUUAGUCUGAAAAUUCGUGAGAAAUUGCUCAUGGACCAAUUACUGCAUCCAAAAAUUUUCUUAGACUUGGAAGUGAAAAACAUCCGGCCAUUAGGGCGCGUUGUCAUACAACUCUACACGGAGGCAUGCCCCGAAAUGGUUUUGGAGUUUGCACGCACAUGCUCUGAAAACAAGUCAGACUUAUUCAAGUUUAUACGCAUUUUUCCCGGUUUGUGGCUCGAGGGAGAGAUCGCUGUCAAAAAUCGCGUUUUGAGCAAAUCAAAUUUCCAGCAUGAAAUGAGCAUGAUAAGACACGACUCCGGUUCCUGCAUUCUUUCGUUUGCCAAAUGUUAUCUAACUAAUGGCUUUCCAUAUGGUUUGCUCAAUUUUACGAUUAGCUUUAAACCCAUGCCCGUGCUCAAUGGCGAGCGUAUAGCCUUCGGUGAGUUAAUUGCUGGCCAUCGAGUAUUGGAGUGCACUCAGGACUAUGGCACAAAAAAUGGGAAAGUCAAAAAGGAGAUUGUUGUCGUAAACAGCGGUCUCAAAGCUUAUAUUGCCGUCUGAAAUAUAAUUCAAAUUAAUAAUUUGAAAAUUUAAAACAAUUUGUAAAAAAAAAUAUUAUUGUUUGUACUCUGCUGUCCUCCAACCCUUAUCUUUGUGGUUUUUAUAUACUUUUAAAACAUAGAAAUAAAAAGUA
Bactrocera dorsalis (oriental fruit fly) is the source of this 1507-nucleotide messenger RNA. RefSeq lists its product as uncharacterized. Bases 241 to 1374 code for a protein of 377 amino acids. The record is from RefSeq and is a predicted model, not a curated record. NCBI's taxonomy places the organism in Eukaryota, Metazoa, Arthropoda, Insecta, Diptera, Tephritidae. Gene Ontology annotation, biological process: protein peptidyl-prolyl isomerization. Gene Ontology annotation, molecular function: peptidyl-prolyl cis-trans isomerase activity. The transcript has a single exon.